This is a messenger RNA of Aedes albopictus (Asian tiger mosquito), 1809 nucleotides long. RefSeq lists its product as uncharacterized. The transcript has a single exon. Gene Ontology annotation, molecular function: nucleic acid binding; zinc ion binding. NCBI's taxonomy places the organism in Eukaryota, Metazoa, Arthropoda, Insecta, Diptera, Culicidae. The record is from RefSeq and is a predicted model, not a curated record. The coding region runs from base 1 to 1809 and encodes 602 amino acids.
AUGGAUUCCCUCAGGCCAAUCAAACCGUUCGAUACGAAAACUGACCAGUCCCAACUCGCAACCGAAUGGAGGAAAUGGAAACGCAGUUUAGAGUAUUACCUGGCUGCAAGCGGCAUUACUGGUCAACGCGAAAAGAGGAAUCAGCUUCUACAUCUUGGAGGACCCGAUCUUCAAGAUAUAUUUGAUAAUCUUCCCGGCGUUCAUGACAUUCCCCACGUUGCCCCAGAUCCACCAUUCUACGAUGUUGCUAUUACGAAACUCGAAGCGCAUUUUCAGCCAUGUCGCAGACGUACAUACGAAAGGCAUGUCUUCCGUCAGAUCGCCCAGCAACCCGGAGAACGGUUUGGGGACUUUGUGAUGAAGCUACGGGUCCAAGCAAGUCGCUGCGAUUUUGACCUGGAAGGGAAUUCGGUUUCGGACAGUAUGAUCAUUGAUCAAAUCGCGGAGAAAUGCCUGUCAUCUGCUCUGAGGAAGAAAAUUUUGGAACGGGACCGUCCUUUGGAAGAGGUUGUGGUAAUUGGAAAGACAAUGGAGGAUGUGGAACUGCAAUGCAAGGAGAUGGCUCAAAAGGAAAAAGGGACAACUAUCGUGGAAACUGUGAAUAAAGUCAAUCCGCAAAACAAUUUUCCUCGGAAAAUUUCGUACCAACCCCCUGGAUAUCGUUCUUCUGGUUUCGCUGGAGAUUCUCGCCGGCAGUUCGUCCGUCCGGAUGGCAAAACAAAUUGGAACACGGUUUUAAAUUCCCGAUUUUCUGGUCAAGGCGGAGGUAAUCGUCAGUUCAUCGCUGACAACAGAAUCUGUUUCGGAUGCGGCCGUCGAGGACAUCUGCGAGGAGGUCAAGCUUGCAUUGCAAAGGACGCACAAUGCCUAAAAUGUCGUAGUUUCGGACAUUUUGCCAAAUGGUGUACCAAGCGAUUGAACGAUGACGGGAAGGACACAGUUCCUCCUACUAAACGGAUUAAGGCAGUUUACGAGACAGGUGGCCAGAGCAAGCCAGCUGACAGCAAAACCGAUGAGGAGAUUUGUUACGUGAUGGGUGAGAACGUGUUCAGAUUCAAAGUUGGGGGAGUUGGAAUCGAAAUGACGAUUGACUCAGGAGCUGCAGCCAACCUCGUAGACUUCCACACAUGGGAAAAACUUCGUGCCAAAGGUGCAAAACUGUCUCUCAGUACUCAUGUGGACCGCUCGUUCAAGGCAUACGGUUCGUCUACGCCACUGAAAAUUAUGGGAAUGUUCUCUGCGGAAAUUGAAGCCGACGGAAGCAAGACAGAUGCUGUUUUCUAUGUCGCUCAAAAUGGCAGGCAGAAUCUCUUGGGCGACGAAACAGCCAAGAAGUUGAGAGUGCUGAAAAUAGGGUACAAUGUGGGAUCAGUGGAACCAUGUGCAAUGUUUCCGAAAAUCAAAGGAGUGAUAGUGGAAAUUCCCAUUGAUCCCAACGUGAAGCCGGUCCAACAGCCUUACCGACGUGCCCCAUUUGCUUUGGAAUCAAAAAUCGCGGACAAACUGCAGAGUCUACUGGAUCGAGAUAUAAUCGAGAAGGUUGAUCAGCCUUCAGCCUGGGUUUCUCCCAUCGUCCCAGUUCUCAAGGACAAUGGAGAGAUCCGACUGUGUGUUGACAUGCGCAGAGUUAACAAAGCCGUCCUCAGGGAAACACAUCCUUUGCCAAUAAUCGAGGAAAUCUUCGGCGGAAUAAAUGGAGCCAUUCGAUUUUCAAAGCUAGACGUCAAGGAGGCAUACCACCAGGUAGAAAUUGCUGAACGUUCAAGGGAAGUCACUACCUUUAUUGCUAAACAGUGUUUGUUCAGGUAA